GUAGUAAUUCGUAACGUUAAAAACGCGUUUUGUGUUUUGUGUGAUUUACCGGAUAAUGCCUGCUGUAACUAGGUUUUAGUGCAACAAUGGAUGCUAAGGAUCAAAUGCCAAAACUUGAUGUCUCCAGCGAUAGACUAAAACUCUCCCAAGCUCAGUUGGAUUACAUGAAAAUUCUUGAAAAGCAAAACAUUGAUCGAGUGUCUAAACUCAAACGACUAAGACGAAACAAUAUUUUUACAGGAGUUGCUCUACUUGGUGGUGUUAUUAGCAUAUAUGCUUAUUCAAUCUUAGCUGUCAAGCAAGAGAAAUUCCUUGAUGAAGUUGAUGAUUCAAAGUAACUAGAAAAAUGUCAAUUCCGCUUAUUUCUCGUCUACCUCCCCUCCCUGCUGUUCGUGACCUCCUCAAUUUGUACCGCCUUCAAGCAGUGAAACAGUUGUCUCAGAAUUUUUUGCUAGAUCCCAAGUUGACCAACAAAUUAGUGUCAGCUGCAGGAAAGAUUACCGAUGGUUAUGUAUGCGAAGUAGGCCCGGGAGCCGGAUCCCUCACAAGAAUAAUUUUAUCACGCAAUGUCAGGCAGCUAAUCGUCGUCGAAAAAGAUAAACGUUUUCAGCCACCUUUGGAAAUGUUAGCAGAGGCCAGUGAUAAUAGAAUGUCAGUCAUCUGGGGUGACGUUCUUAGUCACAACUUAAGAAACAGCUUCCCGCAAGAAUCCAGCUGUGACUGGAAUGACGUGACUCCUAAUAUUCACAUCAUCGGUAACUUGCCCUUCAACAUCGCCACGCCGCUUAUAAUUAAAUGGUUAUGUGCCAUUUCAGAACGGUCAGAUGCAUGGGCCCAUGGAAGAGUUCGUUUAACUCUAACCUUCCAGAAAGAAGUGGCAGAGAGGAUGGUGGCACCUAUUGGUACUUCAGAACGCUGUAGGCUCUCGGUUAUGGUGCAGCAUCUCUGCCAUGUGCAGCACAAAUUCACAAUCCCUGGAAGAGCAUUUGUUCCAAAACCAAACGUGGACGUGGGUGUCGUGCAUUUCACACCCCUCAUUGUUCCCAAGAUUAAAGCGCCCUUCAGCCUGGUUGAAAAAGUUGCCCGGAAUACCUUCUCGUUUCGACAGAAAUACUGUCGGCGUGGUUUGGAGAUGCUUUUCCCUACAUCGAUGAGAGCCGAACAGGUCCAAACCCUUUUGCGGCUAGCCGACGUCGACGGAACAUUGAGGCCUUUCGAACUGAGCAUCGAAGAGUUUGACCGCCUUUGCCAGGCUUACAGCGUCAUUCUUGAAAAGUUUCCUUCCCUUGCGCGCUACAAUUCGCGUUCCACAGACGGUAUUGACGAUAUCUUGUUUGCUGAGCAGUUGUGAUGGUACAAUUAGGUGGAGGUUUCCAGUUAGAAAAUAUAGUCAAGUAAUUGAUACUGUAA
Daphnia magna is the source of this 1410-nucleotide messenger RNA. It is a transcript of the gene mtTFB1, whose product is annotated as mitochondrial dimethyladenosine transferase 1. The record is from RefSeq and is a predicted model, not a curated record. Gene Ontology annotation, cellular component: mitochondrial matrix. The coding region runs from base 347 to 1351 and encodes 334 amino acids. Gene Ontology annotation, biological process: rRNA methylation; transcription initiation at mitochondrial promoter. Lineage: Eukaryota; Metazoa; Arthropoda; Branchiopoda; Diplostraca; Daphniidae. Gene Ontology annotation, molecular function: rRNA (adenine-N6,N6-)-dimethyltransferase activity; mitochondrial transcription factor activity. The transcript has 4 exons.